AUGCAGCGGGAUCCUAGAUGCGAGCUGGUUCAUGAGCUCUCUGGUCAGCUGGCUGUUGAGCGCGGCCAGUUCGACGCCGCUUUGCAACACUUCGAUGCUGCUAUACGACAAUCUAAAACUCUUACUGACCUUGCCCAUCUUAUGUCUCUUCGCGAUGGUGUGAUUGCUCAGAUGACCGCCUGUCAGCGUUAUGGCAUCUCCAUCCAUGAUAUGUUACAGUCUUUGCAGCAAGACGAAAAACAGGCCAUGAUCUUGGCAGCAGCUGCUGCCGCAGCUGCAGCUGGGGGAGGGGGAGGAAUAGGAGUAUAG
This is a messenger RNA of Protopolystoma xenopodis, 309 nucleotides long. The record is from the annotation of a GenBank genome assembly. Lineage: Eukaryota; Metazoa; Platyhelminthes; Monogenea; Polystomatidea; Polystomatidae.